UCACUGAUAUUGGUGUAUUCUUAGUCAUUCAAUUAGAUUAGAUCUUUCGAUUUGCUGAGUCCGCUGAAUGUGCGCACCUUUUGUCUCAUGUCUGUGAGAAUAUUGGGGGAUUCACCUUUAUUUUUACUUUUGUACAGAAAGAAAAGUUCUUAUUAUCUUAUUUGUCACCCUUAUCGCAGAUAACAUUUGAUUAACAGCUGGACGUUAUUAAUAUUUUCAGUACUGACAGUGUAUACCGGAACAAGCGGAUAUUAUAUUGCAUAGUUUCAAAACUUUCAAAUUGUUUCAUAUCCAUAUAUGUGAUAAUAUGAAACGCAAUACUACAUAUAUUUAAUAUUAGUACUUUAAUAAUGAGAUAUUUGUGAGAUUAAGUGAUGUUAUAAAGUCUUCACUUUCUUAUCUUAUCUUAUUUAAAUAGUGUCAAUAUCAAAACAUAUAAAUCCUUUUUUGCGUAUAUUAUAUUGGAGUGAUUAUAGAAAAAAAUGGGUAGCCCUUCUAGUAAAGAGGCAGAACCUGUGAACAAUGAACAAACAGAAUUAUCUAAUGAAAAUGAAUCUAUAGUCGCAACUGUGGCAGCACCACAUACGUUUAUUACAAAAGAUGAAUUUUUUACAACUUGGUUUUCAUGGAAGAAUGAAUUCCUUGCUUACUUGAAAAACAUUGAUAAAAAUGAAGAAAAUAAACAGGUAUGGAGUAACAUGCUUUUAAAUCGUAUAGGUCCAGUUGGUCAGAAGAUCUAUAGAUCAUUUCCUUCUUACGAUAAAAAUGCGGAGACAGAUAUAAAUAUAUUAAUAAAGAAAUUUGAUAUCUAUUGCCUACGGCAUUUAUAUGGGGAUAAAAAACGAGGCUGCGAAGACAUCGAUAAUUAUAUAAAUGAUUUGAAGUGUAUGGCUAUCGCGAAGAAUUAUAUUGAUCCUGUACAGAUUGUGAAAGAAAAAAUUAUUCAAGAUAUAAGUACUCAGCGUUUCACAGGAAAAGCUGCGCUUCUCAUAGAAAGUAAAGGAAAAGAUUUGAUACCGUAUUUGCAAUCAUUAGAUUUCUACCAUCUCACUUUGUUUUGGAAACAAUGUGAAGAUUUAAUGGCACAAAAAGUCGAGGAUACACCGAAGCAAGAUUCUUCCAAUGUUAAAUCCGCUGUAAUAGAAUGUACUCGAUGUGGUACGAAACAUAGACGAAAUCGAUGUCCCGCUUGGGGUGCCCAAUGUAACAAGUGUCAACAAUUCAAUCACUUCACGGAUAAUUGUAAAGUUAAGUAUGUGGAUGACUGUACUAAAUGUGGAAUGAGUCAUAUUCAAUCACGUUGUCCGGCAUAUGGCGAGCGGUGUACAAAAUGUGACAAGAGAAAUCAUUUUUCACUCAAAUGUAAAACUCCUUUUGUCAACAAUUGCUCGAGAUGUGGUACGAGUCAUGCGGCAACCAAUUGUCCAGCGCAGGGUCGAACGUGUCAUCUUUGCAACAAACCAAAUCACUUGGAAGAACAAUGUGCGAGCAAGCUGAAUCAUUAAUAGUAACAGUAAUUAUAAUUUGCCUGCUUUCUAUUCUCUAUAGAAACAGAAUAUGACUAAAUAUAAAAUAUUUAAUCUUAACAUAAACUAUGUAAUCUGUUAUAAUCUAAUGUAAAUUGUUACUAUUUUAAAUAAUUGUUCAAUUAAAAUCAUUUUAUACAUGCAUACGCGUGUAUCGCAUAAGGACGAAAAUAAAUUUGAAAUAAUUUUUCA
This is a messenger RNA of Wasmannia auropunctata (little fire ant), 1718 nucleotides long. RefSeq lists its product as uncharacterized. The coding region runs from base 483 to 1505 and encodes 340 amino acids. Lineage: Eukaryota; Metazoa; Arthropoda; Insecta; Hymenoptera; Formicidae. The transcript has 3 exons. Gene Ontology annotation, molecular function: nucleic acid binding; zinc ion binding. The record is from RefSeq and is a predicted model, not a curated record.